AACCAGCCUUUUUUUGUCACCCAAAAAUUAACACAUUUUCUUCAUUGAUAUAUAUACAUAUAUAGGAAGAAGAAGAAAUUUAAAAAGAAAAGUGUUUUCUUGCGAUUGUACAAAAAAUAUAAGAAAAAUCCAAUUUGUCCAAUAACGCAAGCAGUCAAACAUCAAUUUAUAAAUUUCGAUAGUGCAAACGCAGAGAAAAAUAUAACGUGCGACAUUUUUCUUAAGAAAAUUUCCUUAAGGCUAUUGAUUCCCUUCUGAAUGAGGGGGUUUUCUUGGAGGUUUUACGUGUUGGAGAGAAAAUAAGCCCUGUGCUUUGCAAGGCACCAGCCAUAGAAAUCAGCAGUGUUCGAAAUAAACAAUCGAUAAUUAUGAAACAUCUAAAAGCCAGAGUUGCAGCCGUGUUAUAGCCCCUAUUUGCCCUUACAAAAUCACCUCAGCAAAACAUAGUGCGUGUUUGAUUGUUUGUGCAACAAAAUAAUAGAAAAAAUGAGCUCUUAGCCUAAAGAAAAAGAGAGUGAGAGAGUAAGAGUGAGAGUAAGAAUGGAAAAAGUGUAAGAGCCAGUAACGAGAAUAAACGGCAACAGCAGCCAAAAUAAAGACAUUGAGUGGAGUGUGUACAGAAGAAUAUCCUAAAUAGGAUAUAAAAGUCAAAAUCAAAACAAAAACAACAAGAACACUAUCAACAAAGAAACCAACAAAUAAGACCACCGUAACAACAUACCUACUACACAACGGCGACAACAUCAUUCAUGUUAACUUAUGCUGCUGCUGCUGCUACUGCCUUCUGCCUGCUACUAAAAUAAACCCGAUUUAAGUGAAUCAAGAUGCAACACCUCAUCAUUGAAGAAUUUAAUGGUCUUAACAAAAGGAAUUGCCACGAAUAAGGUGCCGCCGAGAGAGAGUACAUCAAAAGUAUUAAGCAAAUCUCCAUUUACAUAAAAGUAUUGGUCACAGUUUUCUCAUGCCAACAACAUACAUACAAACUUAAUUGUUGUAUUGUACUGUAAAUAUAUUGAAUUUACCAAAAAGGUAUUUCAAGUCAAUUAACAAUCAAAUUGACUUCCGGAAAGAUCUCAAGAAUUUCCAUUGGCAGCAUCAGCAAAAACAACAACAACACCAACACCAACUUUAUACAUAGCAAAUAAGAUUUCAUCAAACAAAAAAUCACAAUACCGAACUUUAUACUCUUUGUACAAAUCAAAUCAAAUCAAAUCAAAUCAAUUUCAAUUCAAAUCAGAUAAAAACCCCAAACAAAAACUCAUCAUCAUUAAAAAUGGCAUUUUCUAUACAAAACCAAUUAACAACACAUAAAUGGUUCACAACAAUAGCAGUUUUUUGCAUCCUCUCAAAAUUCAUCCAAGCGGACAAUUGUUUUCCAUCACGUUCCAUAUACUGCUACGAAUGUGAUUCGUGGACAGAUGCGAGAUGUAAGGAUCCAUUCAAUUAUACAGCAUUGCCUAGAGACCAGCCACCGUUGAUGACUUGUAACGGCUGUUGUGUUAAAAUGGUGCGACACUCAAAAUCACCCUAUGAAGUUGUUAGACGUAUGUGUACGUCACAACUACAAAUAAAUUUAUUUAUGGUCGAUCAUGUGUGCAUGAUGGAAAGUUCAGGCAAUGGACAUAUGUGCUUUUGUGAGGAAGAUAUGUGCAAUUCUAGUCAAAAUUUAUACAAAUCAUCCAACAUACCCUACAUACUCGCCACAUUAAUGACAUUCUUAGUACUGCUAAAUACACAUUUAGUGCAUUCACUAAUCCUAUCACCAACUUCUACUAUUUUACAAACAUUUUGGUCAUCAUGGUUAUCGUUGUUAGCAUCAUCAUCGAUUUCUACUACUACUACUACAACAACAACAACAACUUCAACUUCUUCCUUUAAUACUUAUACUCCUCUUCCCCCCGUAAAUCACAGAUAAAUACAUAGUUAGUUGAAUUAUUUAGUACAGUACAACCUAUCACUUUAAUACUCUAACUAAUACUACUGCUACUACUACUACUACCCCCCUCCAAAACUAUUACUAAUACAGCAAUAACAACUAUAAGACAUACAUACAAAUAAUAUACUUUGUAUCAUAUAGUUGAGUUUGAGUUUAGUUCCACACAAUAAUACAAACAAACACUUAAGAUAGUUACACACACACACAUACACACAUAGAGAUCACACACUCACACCUAGUCAUAAAUACAUACAUAUGUAGAGCUACAUACUAACAAAUUAACAAUAAUCAAUUCUUAUUCAUACUAAGAAUUUUCCUAUUUAAUUAAUUAUAUUACUACCAUUAUUAUUAUUAUUCUUAAUAUAAUUAUUAUGAUUAUUAUUAUUAUUUGAUUUGUAGACUUUGUAAUGCUAAAGACAAAAAAACAGAGUAAUGAGUUUUAUUUUCUUCCCGCUAAAAAUCUCUAUUUAUGUAAAAAUUAUCCUCUACUAUCUAUUUUAUCCUAAUAAUACAUUUCUAAAUAUUAAUUUUUCGAUUUUUCAUAC
This is a messenger RNA of Stomoxys calcitrans (stable fly), 2481 nucleotides long. Its product is annotated as protein quiver. The record is from RefSeq and is a predicted model, not a curated record. NCBI's taxonomy places the organism in Eukaryota, Metazoa, Arthropoda, Insecta, Diptera, Muscidae. Bases 1274 to 1915 code for a protein of 213 amino acids. The transcript is spliced from 7 exons. Gene Ontology annotation, biological process: regulation of synaptic transmission, cholinergic; sleep; positive regulation of voltage-gated potassium channel activity.